AUGCCCAAGGUAAAUACGAAUACCGGAAAUCCUGCCCCAUCCUCUGAAUUCGGAUCUUCCCCCGGCCGUUCAAAACGUCGUCAAUCGAUUUGCACUUCGCAGCUUCAAAAACAACCUUCUCCCGAUGAUCUCACCGCUUCAAAAAUCCUUGCCGGCAUCACCGCUGAAUCCAUACCGUUACCUGACACCCAGUUCAUCCGUCGCGUGCUAGAGAACUCACGUCGUGCAAAAUCAAAUAAAAAGAAUGAUCCUCCGCGCCCGCCCAAUGCUUUUUUUUUGUUUCGCAAUGCAUUACACACGCAUCUUUCUGCGCACAACCUAAAAGUUCCUCAGGUAUCCUCUGCGGCAGGUCGAUUGUGGGAUUGCGCGGAGGAGGAGACGAAAAGCCAGUACACCCGUCUGCAAGAGAUUGCAAAAUUUUUACAUCUGGAGAUGCAUCCUGGCUACGUUUACCGUCCGAGGAAAAGUAGCUUUCAUGCUCAACAAGAUAAAAAAGACGAAGAUCAGAUAGGUGCACAGGAAAAUUGUGUGGAAAGAAAUGUUGAAAGUGAGUUAGGUGUUAACGGGACGGCGGAUAAUAACAAUGAACGAAAAGGGCGAAGAAAUUCGAGAAAGGUUACAACCACCACGAGAAGUGUGUCUCAAUCGAAUGUCACGAAUCUUAACGUGAAUCAAGCAGCAUUACUUUCUUCGUCAUCUCCCUCCACGAAUUCUUCGAAUUCCUCGGUACCUUCCUCUCCUGAAAAAUCUUCACCUAUACAACAAAAGUUCAAUGUGUGCGACGAUGACACUGAUCUGCAUGCUGAUAAUUCCGUUGGUGGUUUCGGUUCGUGUGUUGAUAAUGCUGUCGAUAAUCUGGGCUCGCAUGUCAAUGAUAAUAUCGAUAAUUUUGGUUCGAGUGUCGGUGAAAUUGUUGAUAAUUCCUAUGAAGCUCAUGAAAAAAACAUGAAAUUUCGUGCGUCCCCACCAAUUGAAUUCGCUCAAAAGUCUCUUUCGCUGCAACCACAUCCUUCACAACUUUCUUACAAUAACAGACACGGGGACAACUAUGACGGCAACCACCAGUUCCAUCCCACAUCUCCCGUAACUACCUACAAACUACAACCUACAUCGCCUACUACUACUUUUGAUUUUUCAAAUCUUAAUUUGUCACCGCCGCAAUUUCAAUCUCAAUCGCACAUGCCUCUCACAUACUCUCUCGGUGGUAAUAAUGUUGGGUUCGAAUCCAAGGACAAUGGAAUCAGUGGUAACAGAAACACCUCAGUAGCAACGCACGUUAAAUCCACGAUGCGAAGAGGCAAGGUCGUGAAAAUUGGAAGCGAUUCAAAUGACAUGUAUGUGCGACCAAUGGUCCUCAAAGAUGAUCCUAACAUUUCGAUGCCACAAUCUUCCAACGAAUCCUCAAUAGCAUUUUCGACAUCAUUUUCUUCAUCAACGGCGUCCAUCUCUCAAUCCAUUCUUCCAUCGCCGGUAACUUUACCCCAAUCCGUUCAUUCGUCAUUCUUAAACCAUCAUCAUCAGAUCAUUACAUUUAAUCCAAAUCAAGCUGAUCUAUCGCAAUUGCAAGAACGUCAACCACACCCACCUAAUAAUAAUGGUUUCUCUUCACAAAAUUCGAUGAACAUGGAAACCAUCCAACCUUACUAUUAUUUUUAUCAACAGCAACCGCUACCGAAUCACCGAACACAACUCAUUGACCCUGCAUUAAUUAGCACUCCAGAUCUUGAGAAUUCAAAUGUUCCCGACUCCACAUAUGACCCCGUAAAUUCCGAGAUUGGUAACGAAAAAUCAUGUGAUUCCAAUAGCUUGGAUUUGCUGAAUGACAAUCGCAAUUCGUUACUUCUUACGAAACCCAUUAAUGGCAAAUCCGAUAAAAUCAAUGAAUACAACGGUCGUGUACGUGGAAAUGAAGUUCAGCAUGAUCGAUAUCAAAGUAAGACAAAAGAACAUUUCAAUGGGGAGACAAGUAUUUGUAGAGAUGGUGGAACGGGAGAUUAUGACGAUAAUUUACCAUCGGUGCCAAGAGAGGAAUGUCUAAAUGUAAAUGACGGGUAUUUGGCGACUGGUGGCACAACAAAUCGUGCAGGCGCCUACUUAAAUAUAAUGGAUUAUGCGCAGAAACAAACUUCUUCACAACAAUCCCAUCACCAACAACGGCAACUUCAUCAAGCACAACUACAGCACUAUCGUCAGCCUCUGCAUGAUGAACAAUAUAAUGAAUGGAUCAACUGGAGUGAAAAUUUUCAAUGA
Molecule: messenger RNA, 2250 nt
Organism: Acaulospora morrowiae
Lineage: Eukaryota; Fungi; Glomeromycota; Glomeromycetes; Diversisporales; Acaulosporaceae
Source: the annotation of a GenBank genome assembly